Molecule: messenger RNA, 4360 nt
Organism: Nerophis lumbriciformis (worm pipefish)
Lineage: Eukaryota; Metazoa; Chordata; Actinopteri; Syngnathiformes; Syngnathidae
Gene: slc7a8a
Product: solute carrier family 7 member 8a
Biological process (GO): amino acid transmembrane transport; neutral amino acid transport
Cellular component (GO): membrane
Molecular function (GO): neutral L-amino acid transmembrane transporter activity; L-amino acid transmembrane transporter activity
Source: RefSeq, a predicted model, not a curated record
GUUGAAGAGCGAACACUUGUGCUGGUGCGGCUUCGGCGCGGUGAUGUGAUCCACCCGCGUCACCACGUGGGUCUUGGACGAGAAGGUCACCAGGGCCACGCGCGUGUUCUCCGCCGCCACCGGGAAGUCGGAGAGCAUCUUGCGCACGAAGCGCAGCUCGCUGCGGAAGUUGUUGGCGCCCACGCUGGACGACUCGUCCACCAGGAAGACCAGGUCCAUGCAGGCGCUCUUGUCGCGGAGCUCGCGGACGUUGCGCUUGAACGCCAGGCCGAGGCGGGCCACCUUCUUCUCGGCGCUCUCCGUCAGGUUGGCCGAAGACGACAAGUGUCCGGAGCGGCGGGGAUGCGGCUGAGCUGCGGUCCAAACGUCCAGGACGCACAGCGCCAGGAAGCAACAAGUCCACGACAGUCUGCACAUGGCGAGGAGUGGCACGAAUACGGUCAACUUCUUCAGGAGUUAAGAACACCCGCCACCAGCAGUGGACCUGAGGCACCACGGGAGGAUUUUGGACACCCGACCAACCCGCGUGGGUGUUUUGUGCCACUUCUUCAUGACAAGCCGGCGCCUCGCGGGUUGCUGACAGCGCAACAAUCCCUCCCCGCUUCUUUGCGCGCAAGGACGAGGAGCGCGCCCGACGGCAGGAGACAACAUUACGCAAGGAGACUCAACAUGUCGGACGGUCCCAGGCAGCGAGGUGCAUCUGCCAAGGAUGCCAGCGAGCAAGAGUCUGCAGAAGGAGGAGGAGGAGGAGGAGGAGUUGCACUGAAGAAGGAAAUAGGACUGGUGAGCGCCUGUGGUAUCAUUGUUGGUAAUAUUAUUGGCUCGGGGAUUUUCGUCAGUCCAAAGGGAGUGAUGGAGAACGCCAGCUCAGUGGGCGUGGCCCUGUUGGUGUGGAUCAUCACAGGCGUCAUCACCGCCAUCGGGGCACUGUGCUACGCUGAGCUGGGUGUCACCAUCCCCAAGUCGGGGGGGGACUACUCAUAUGUGAAGGACAUCUUUGGAGGCUUGGCCGGGUUCUUGCGUCUGUGGAUCGCCGUGCUGGUCAUCUACCCGACCAACCAAGCUGUGAUCGCACUCACCUUCUCCAACUACGUUCUGCAGCCCCUUUUCCCCACGUGCUUCCCACCGGAGAUCGGCCUGCGCCUGUUGGCCGCCCUCUGCCUCCUGCUGUUGACAUGGGUGAACUGCUCCAGUGUACGGUGGGCGACGAGAGUGCAGGACAUAUUCACAGCGGGCAAGCUGCUGGCCCUGGCACUUAUCAUCAUCAUGGGCAUUGUGCAGAUCUGCAAGGGAGAAUACUACUGGCUGGAGCCAGCGAAUGCUUUCGAGCCCUUCCAGGACUAUGACGUGGGAUUGAUCGCCUUAGCCUUCCUGCAAGGCUCCUUCGCCUACGGGGGUUGGAACUUCCUCAACUAUGUCACAGAGGAGCUGGUGGACCCCUAUGUAAACCUCCCUCGUGCCAUCUUCAUCUCCAUCCCGCUCGUGACCUUCGUGUACGUCUUCGCCAACAUCGCCUACGUCACGGCCAUGAGUCCCCAGGAGCUGCUGGCCUCCAAAGCAGUCGCCGUGACGUUCGGCGAGAAGCUUCUGGGGGUGAUGGCGUGGAUCAUGCCCAUCUCCGUCGCUCUGUCAACCUUCGGGGGAGUCAACGGCUCGCUCUUCACGUCGUCACGGUUGUUCUUUGCCGGGGCCAGAGAGGGACACCUGCCCAGUCUUCUAGCCAUGAUCCAUGUGAAACGUUGCACUCCUAUUCCCGCUUUGCUCUUCACAUGCUUGUCCACACUGCUCAUGCUGUGCACCAGUGACAUGUACACCCUCAUCAACUAUGUCGGCUUCAUCAACUACCUCUUCUACGGCGUCACUGUUGCCGGGCAGAUUGUCCUGCGUAUCAAACAGCCUAACAUGCAUAGGCCAAUCAAGAUCAACCUGAUUUGGCCGAUAAUUUACCUCCUCUUCUGGGCCUUCCUGCUCAUCUUCUCGCUGUACUCCGAGCCCGUGGUGUGUGGUAUCGGCCUGGCCAUCAUGCUCUCCGGCGUCCCUGUCUAUUUCCUGGGAGUAUACUGGGACAACAAGCCCAAGUGCUUUGAUGCUUUUGUUGACAAGCUGACAUACUUGGGUCAGAAGUUCUGCGUGGUGGUCUAUCCAGCUCAAGACAGCAGCGGCACAGACGAGGGAGAGGAAAUGAAGGAUGCCAGGUCUCCUCUGUCCAAGGAGGACGAAGACCACCACAAGUCAGCGGACUGUUAAAUGGCACGUGUGUAAGCUCCAUCCGCUCCCGGCCUGCACGCAGAGUGCAUCAAGCGCCACACUCGGAGGGGGAUUUACUGAUCAACACCAGUGCCCCCGCCACCCUUCCCCUUACUGCGUUCGUAAUAUAUCUGUGCCAAAUAGGCUGUGACAUCUCUAAAAGCAAUAUCGCGCCUCACACGUUCAUCUGGGGGCUCUUCAAGUGUGCAAUAAAAACGGGUUAGCUAAUCAUCAUCAUCAUCAUCUUCCUCCCCGCCACACACUCCCUUACACACUCCUCCUGAAAGAGCAUCAUCCUUUUUUUUUUUUUUAUUGCUGUGACGAUGUCUUAUUUUUUUCUACUUUUUUUUAAUUUUUUUUAAUCAUGUAAAUGUUGCUUUUUCAGACAUUCAGAACACCAAAGUUGUGUUGAAUUGUCCAAAACAAUGUUGUGAAAUACGUGAAUUCUAGAAUUUGAUUCCAGAAUGAAUUUCUUAAUUAUUUUUUUUUUUAUUGUGGUAAUUGUUUAUAGAUUUGUUUGUGUGUGAUACUUCAGAGCAUCAUUUCAUUUUCGUCUGCUUUUCUUUUUUUUUUAACUCACAGUUGAUGUGUGAUCUGUACUAUGUAUUGUUCAAUGUGCACAGUUCUUGUUAUUUGCCUUAAAUUAGAAUAUACUGUAUGUCCGUGGCAUUUAUAGCCAUGAUAUGACUAAUGUGAAGAGAUGUUUUGUCCUCGGGUUUUUAUGAAAACAGUAAGCAAACAAGUGGCAUUUUGUUUUGCGUAUAUUUGUAGUUUCCCCAGACGACAUUAACCUAAACCAGGGAUCUCCAAAAUUCGGCUCGGGGCCAUUUGCAGGCACGGGUACAUUAUUUUUUUCAUUUGUUUAUUGACUUUUAAAGCGUACACAUUUUUAGUAGUCUGAUCACAUAUCAAAUGUUGUUUUUUUUGUAAACAAGACACACAUAAAAACAACAAAGGCAUGGCGACAUAAUUAAACACAUUGAAGCAAGAAAACCAACAGCCAAAAUUAGAAAAGCUGAAAUGACGAUAGAAGUUAUACUACUAAUAGUAAUCAAACCAAAGGUCAUAUGCGGGAUGUUUUCUCUUGAAAUAUAUAUAACUUAUUAUAGGUGGGUUUGGCCAUCUGUAAUGGCCCUGCGAUGAGGUGGCGACUUGUCCAGGGUGUACCCCGCCUUCCGCCCCAGUGCAGCUGGGAUAGGCUCCAGCGACCCCGAGAGGGACAAGCGGUAUAAACCAAAUAAAAAAUGGCCACAGCAUCCUUUGAUUCUUCAAUAUGUGGCCCUCGGUAAAAAAAAAAGGUUUAUACAAGAAUCCCAGCACCAACACCUGAAUGCCUGUGUGGAAAACUAUAUGAUCAGCAAAACUAUUUUUUAUAUCCAACCAUCUAUAGCUGUGUUAUUUUAGGACAAAAAAUACAUGUUUUCGUUCAUGUACCGUAUUUUUCGGAGUAUAAGUCGCACCGGAGUAUAAGUCGCACCUGCCGAAAAUGCAUAAUAAAGAAGGAAAAAAACAUAUAUAAACUAUGAAAAAAACUGCGACUUAUAGUCCGAAAAAUACGGUAAUUUACUAAAGGUUAGUCCUCGCUCAAGCAUACGUGUGAUUAUUGUGUGAUCAUUGUUGUGUGUCUGUCAACAAACUGUAACACUCUUGUGUUUUAAAGUCUUCAAAAAUUGUCCUGUUUCUCAGGGCAAACUACAAGCUUAAAUAUGCUGCCUAAACACUUAAGAGAAACCGUUAACAUCGUUACCGGUGCUACUUAGUUUUUUCACUGCCUUUUUCCUCCUCCCAUGGAAGAUGCUGAAUUCAAAAAUGAGUAGCGUGCAAGUUAAAUGGGUUAUACUUGUGUGGCGCUUUCCUACCUUCAAGGUACUCAAAGUGCUAUGACACAAUUUCAGGUGUGACCCAUUCACCGAAUCACACACACAUUCACACACUGAUGGCGGGAGCUGCUAUGCAAGGCCCUAAGGACACAACAGAUGCCGGGGAUCGAACCAGGAACCCUCAAGUUGCUGGGGAAUUCCCAUUUACAGUUACAACGCUGUGAUACGUGCCUGUUGUGUUGUGUACGCAGUAUGUCUCGUUGCAAAUAAAACACUGACAGAUGUGUUGUGAA